Messenger RNA from Uranotaenia lowii, 1305 nucleotides. RefSeq names its product apical junction molecule-like. The record is from RefSeq and is a predicted model, not a curated record. The transcript has 6 exons. Lineage: Eukaryota; Metazoa; Arthropoda; Insecta; Diptera; Culicidae. Bases 1 to 1305 code for a protein of 434 amino acids.
AUGUUUAACAGUGGAAUUUUUCUCACUCGAUUCGAUGGAAGACCAGAAGACCGUCAGGCCGUUGGUCGUCAGGCCGUUGGUCGUCAGGCCGUUGGUCGUCAGGCCGUUGGUCGUCAGGCCGUAAGUCGUCAGGCCGUAGGUAAUCAGACCACCGUCAGGCCGAAGACCGUAGACCGUCAGGCCGUCGACCGUCAGGCCGUAGACCGUCUUGCCAUAGACCGUCAGGCCGUAAACCGUCAGGCCGUAAACCGUCAGGCCGUAGACUGUCAGGCCGUAGACCGUCAGGCCGCGGAAGAUAGUCAGGCCGAAGACCGUCAAGCCAUAGACCGUCAGGCCGUAGACCGUCAGGCCGUAGACCGUCAGGCCGUAGAUCGUCAGGCCGAAAACCGUUACGCCGUAGACCGUCAGGCCCUAGACCGUCAGGCCCUAGACCGUCAGGCCCUAGACCGUCACGCCGUAGACCGUCAGGCCGUAGAACGUCAGGCCGUAGACCGUCAGGCCGUAGACCGUCAGGCCGUAGAUUGUCAGGCCGAAGACCGUCACGCCGUAGACCGUCAGGCCCUAGACCGUCAGGCCCUAGACCGUCAGACCCUAGACCGUCAGGCCCUAGACCGUCAGGCCGUAGACCGUCAGGCCGUAGAACGUCAGGUCGUAGACCGUCAGGCCCUAGAACGUCAGGCCAUAGACCGUCAGACCAUCAUAGACCGUAAUAAUAAAGACCAUCAGGCCGUAGACCGUCACGCCGUAGACCGUCACGCCGUAGACCGUCAGGCCCUAGACCGUCAGGCCGUAGACCGUCAGGACCUAGACCGUCACGCCCUAGACCGUCACGCCCUAGACCGUCAGGCCGUAGACCGUCAGGCCGUAGAACGUCAGGUCGUAGAACGUCAGGCCCUAGACCGUCAGGCCGUAGACCGUCAGAUCGUCGACCGCCGUAGAUCGUCAGGCCGAGACCGUUACGCCGUAGACCGUCAGGCCCUAGACCGUCAGGCCCUAGACCGUCACGCCGUAGACCGUCAGGCCGUAGAACGUCAGGCCGUAGACCGUCAGGCCGUAGACCGUCAGGCCGUAGAUCGUCAGGCCAAAGACCGUCCCACCGUAGACCGUCAGGCGGUAGACCGUCAGGCCCUAGACCGUCAGGCCCUAGACCGUCAGGCCGUAGACCGUCAGGCCCUAGACCGUCACGCCCUAGACCGUCAGGCCGUAGAUCGUCAGGCCGAAGACCGUCACGUCGUAGACCGUCAGGCCAUAGACCGUCAGGCCGUAGACCGUCAGGCCGUAGAUCGUCAGGCCGUCAAGCCGUAG